Molecule: messenger RNA, 1769 nt
Organism: Helicoverpa zea (corn earworm)
Lineage: Eukaryota; Metazoa; Arthropoda; Insecta; Lepidoptera; Noctuidae
Exons: 11
Coding region: 1-1662 (553 amino acids)
Biological process (GO): cilium movement; outer dynein arm assembly
Cellular component (GO): cilium
Source: RefSeq, a predicted model, not a curated record
AUGUUGUCCGCAGCGAAAGUGCGCAUCCAUGGGAUGCAAGAUGAUAACUGGGUUAUCAAGGACAAAAUCAACCAGUAUCGGGGACUUAUAAAAUUGUAUGAGCGUGAUCGGAAGAUCCAUGAGGGCGACUUGGCUAAGCAGAAGAAGAGGUACUCGCGUGACAUACGCCAGCUUCGUAAAGAGAUAGCUGCGAAGCGGGAGGAGCUGGGAGUCGCCGUCUAUGGUGACAGGCAGUUCCUCAGAAAUGCCUUCCAGGAUCAUAGAAGACUGCAGCUUACUUACAUGAAUAGUAAAGCCGAUAAAGUUUUGGAAAGCAUCCAUCAAGAAAACUUCAACAAGCGGAAGCAACUUGACAGAAUCAGAUAUACAAAAAAGAAGAAAAUGGAACAAUUUCGUAUGGCACAGUUGGAAGCGGCGGAGAUGCGUGACCGCGUCAUCUAUGAAGUGGGGGGCAAGUUACCCCCCGAAAAGAAGGAGCAAGCCGUGGCGAACUAUGUGCAGCGAGCAAAUAUCAAGAAAAACGCUGCACUCGCAAUCAAAGUCAUGUAUAAGAAAAUAUUAGACAUUCUUAAAAAGGAUUCGUCAUACUUCACCGUUGUACUGGAGGCAUUGAAACUGGACUGCCGAGCGCAGGGCAAAUGCUUGAUGGGUGCUACCGAGAUGGGCCAACUCGCUAUGGAGUACCUUGAUGACCGAAAAUUUGAAUACAAUAAACUAGAAGGAGAGAUAAAAGAAAACAUGAAAGAAAGAGAGAGAACACUAAAGUUAGCUCGCCGUGAGGUCGCUUAUUUGACUGAUUCGUUUCCACAUCUCAUACGGAAAGAGGAAGCCACAAAUUUGGACGAUUUGUACGAAGAUGAGGACAACGGAAGCAGCCAUUCCACGCACUGGGAACUGGAAGAAGUACUGCGGACAUGCAAACGCCUACAAAAAGCAACUCUGGUUUCCUCUUUUGAUCAAAUUCUUCUAAGGUUGAAAGAACAACGCUAUCAGACUGCAAGGCUGCUGACGUCGCUGUCGCUGAACAAUGAGAAACGAGACACGCUCAUAGAGGACCGCAAACACGCCAUGUUGAUGCUCGAUACGCUGAAGAACGUUGGACAAGAACGAACCAGCCAUUUUUUGAUGGAAAAGAAACAACUGCAAUCGCAAAUGGACGCCGAAAGCCGCGCCGAGCAAGAACUAUCAAAGUCACUGGACGAGAAGGGCAGAGUCAUCAUACAAAUGAAAACGUCUUUGCAGCAAAUCAACGAGCUCUUGUCUUGUGUUGGUGCACCUAAUGCGCCCAGGCCGUUUACAGACGUUCCACCUGCGGUUCAGUAUGCUUUGGAAGAUAUGCUUCAGGAAGUGCCUCAAUUAGAGUCCGAUUUCGACAAGCUAUUAGCAAAUGCUAAGCAGAAGCUGACCGUGCUAAUCCAAGCUGUGGCCAAGAUGGAAGUCACGCCAGAGAUAAGGGACUGUGCAUUCCAGUUCUACCACCAGAUAGUGGCGAGAGAAAUGAGAGAGAACUUUAUUGAGGAUGUCGUCCAUGAAGGAGGGCUGAUCGAGUUCGAGAUGGAGGAUCCGAACGUGCCGAAUCGUGCCGUGAUAAAGCUGCGCAGUAAGCAGCUUGUGGACGCUCAAGUCAGUGAGUUCGAUGUUGCAGACGGCGGCAAAAAGUGAACUUUGUGACUUUGUCAUCAAAAGUUAAAUGUUAUAACUGCGUUUGAUUACCUAAUAAUAACUGCAAUGUUCAAAUUUUGUGUGAUUAAAUUCCAGUUAUUACGAAA